Molecule: messenger RNA, 3839 nt
Organism: Pogoniulus pusillus (Red-fronted tinkerbird)
Lineage: Eukaryota; Metazoa; Chordata; Aves; Piciformes; Lybiidae
Gene: GABPB1
Product: GA binding protein transcription factor subunit beta 1
Exons: 9
Coding region: 1021-2217 (398 amino acids)
Biological process (GO): positive regulation of transcription by RNA polymerase II
Cellular component (GO): nucleus
Molecular function (GO): protein binding; transcription cis-regulatory region binding
Source: RefSeq, a predicted model, not a curated record
CGCAUGCUUUCAAGUACUUUGUGACAACUGAAACUCGUGCUUCAGUUCUAAACCAAAUUUCUGUUGUUUUUACUGAAGUUAAGAUUUCUGCGAUGCUUUGUGCUUCUUUAAAACACACACAUUUUAUAUCAAGAGAGUGUUUGCUAAUCUAUGUAAUAGGUGAUAUGAGGGGUAUGAUCUUCCGUGUCCCUCUUUUUCCUUGAUUAGAACAUUUCUUAAUGAGUGUAAUAAAAAGCUGUUUAGUUUUGCAUUGCGAUGACAAUUGAUGUACUGUCACUCUGUUAGGGUGUUCAAUGGUAGUGGUUCAGAGUGACUCUGAAAAGGUGUUAAUCUCAGGCUGAAGUUUGUCUCUAAUAUAUACUGGGAGUGAGACUUGUAUUUUGCUGGCCAUUAAAAAUAUUCUCGAUUUUUCUACACAGUUUUGCUAACAACUUUGCAGUUUAUUUCACCAAUAUAGGUGUGGUCAGUGGGUUAUGAAUAAGUAUAGUUGUUAAAUGUACAGACUAAUCCACCUUUUUUCAUUUUCUGACAAACAUGAAGUAUAAGCUUAUUAUCAAGGCUGUCCUUUUGGUUAUUAGGGAAAGGCAGGUAGGCAUAGAAGGCAGCGUUUAUCAUGAAGGUGGUUGGAUGGUGGAGUGAAGCUGAAAAGCUGGUAGAAUGUUAGUACACAGAGACGCUUCAAACACAACAGGAGUGAGCUCUGCAUAGCUUGAGCCUAUUGGACCAGCUCUGACUGGAAGCUUGAACGAGAUGUCCUGUUACUGUUUUAUAUCAUUACUCCAAUAGUAGAUUUUCUCUUGUUCCUGUUCUGUUGGUCUAUUCAUGUUUUCCUUUGGGGCUUUCUCUUUGUGGAAGACAGUCAGUUGUUACCCUUUCCUCUGUAUCUGACUCUGCUCCUUUUCCACUGUCAGCGUUUGUCCUGUUGUGCUACCUUCCUGCUCCUCUUUCCUUCCCUGACAGGAGACAAAUCAUCAAGUCCAUGUGUACUAGAAGGAUGGAAAUAAGUGGAGUGUUACUUUGAUGAAAGGGAUAUUACUGCCUGCAGUCAGUUCGGUAGACAGAGAGAUGUCACUAGUAGAUUUGGGAAAGAAACUUUUAGAUGCUGCACGAGCAGGUCAAGAUGAUGAAGUUCGCAUUUUGAUGGCAAAUGGAGCACCUUUUACCACAGAUUGGCUGGGAACAUCUCCUCUUCACCUAGCAGCACAGUAUGGACAUUACUCAACGACAGAGGUGCUACUGCGAGCAGGUGUAAGUCGAGAUGCCAGAACCAAAGUGGAUAGAACUCCGUUACACAUGGCAGCAUCAGAAGGUCAUGCCAGCAUUGUAGAAGUCCUGCUUAAGCAUGGUGCUGAUGUUAAUGCAAAGGACAUGCUCAAAAUGACUGCACUUCACUGGGCUACUGAACAUAACCACCAAGAAGUUGUAGAACUCUUAGUAAAGUACGGAGCAGAUGUUCACGCUCAGAGUAAAUUUUGCAAAACAGCGUUAGAUAUUGCAGUGGACAAUGGGAAUGAAGACCUUGCAGAAAUAUUACAGAUUGCAAUGCAGAACCAAAUCAAUACGAAUCCAGAGAGUCCGGACACUGUGACGAUACAUGCAGCAACACCGCAGUUUAUCAUUGGACCUGGAGGAGUGGUGAACCUAACAGAUGAAACAGGAAUGUCUGCUGUACAGUUUGGGAAUUCAUCAACGUCAGUAUUAGCCACAUUGGCAGCUUUAGCAGAAGCAUCAGCUCCACUGUCUAACUCUUCAGAAACACCAGUUGUGGCCACAGAAGAAGUUGUGACUGCAGAAUCUGUGGAUGGGGCUAUACAGCAAGUUGUCAGUUCUGGAGGUCAGCAAGUUAUUACUAUAGUUACAGAUGGCAUUCAGCUUGGUAAUCUGCAUUCGAUUCCAACCAGUGGUAUAGGGCAACCAAUCAUUGUGACCAUGCCAGAUGGACAGCAAGUAUUAACAGUCCCAGCAACAGACAUUGCUGAAGAAACUGUGAUAAGUGAAGAACCGCCAGUGAAGAGACAGUGCAUUGAGAUUGUUGAAAAUCGUGUGGAGUCUGCAGAAAUAGAAGAAAGAGAAACUCUUCAGAAGCAGCUGGAUGAGGCUAACAGAGAAGCACAAAAAUACCGUCAGCAGCUUCUAAAGAAAGAGCAAGAAGCAGAGGCCUAUCGGCAGAAGCUAGAGGCAAUGAACCGCCUCCAGACUAAUAAAGAAGCUGUUUAAUAAAAAAUGAACAUACUGCAAAUCCUGUUACUUUCCAAAACCUGCAGUACAAUCUUGAACUGUACGCUAUAUGGGUGCAGACACAGGAUUCCAUAAUAGAGAAGAUGCUACAAGUUGAUAACUGGACUUAAACCAUGAGCUCUGGUGAAUUUCUUGUAACAUAAAAACUCUGAAUUUAGAAAUUGUGAAAAGUAUUUAAAAUGAAAUACUGUAAAUAGUUGUUUUUUUUACAGUUUCAAAAUGAGUUGAUAAAUCUUUUUGAAGGGAUCCAGAAACACGAGAAGCCGAUGUUUUUGUGAAAUUUUUGAUUUUAGUAUGAAUCUAACUUCUGAAAAACAGAACAGUUUUAAGGGUGAUGUUGAUUUAAGCUGACAACUUGAAAAUUAUGUGACAAAAUUAAUUAACAGUUAUUUCUAUAUGGUAACAACUUAAACUCCUCCGAGUAAGACAUUUCCAGGUGGAAAUCUCUGUGCAGCUUUAAGCAGUUGUCUCAGAUUCUCUGAAAACCAUUUUUGUUUUUGUUUUUUUUUUUUAAGGUGGUGAAAUUUUUAUAUUUAAUUUCUGAUAUAUCCAAGUAGAUUGACAUGUAUAUGAAGCUAAUAUUUUUUAAACUUUUCGUUGUACAUAUGCUGCAUGUUUUUAUAAUUUCUACACAUACAUCUUGCAUAGGUAUUUUUCAGCAAGGGUGAGGAAAAUUAUGAGGAAAAAAAAAUGUUUAGCCUGUAGGUCACUUGAAGUAAGCUAGCAGCCAGUUCUAUCAUGGAUGGUGUAUUUUAUGGAAGAAUGUAUUUUUUAAUGAAAAAGAACAACAACAAAAUCCAAAUUUAUGAAAGACAACUUGCAGUUUGGUAGUGGAGGCAUUGAGAGUUACUGAACUUUACAAUGUUCGUACAGCAAAACUGUAAUGAAUAGAAAAGAAUGUCUCCACCAGAAUGCAAAUAGUAGUUUACACAUUACUCCCUUUUUCUCAAUAGCCUUGAAAUGAUUUCUUUUGUUUUCUUUUUAACAGAAUUUUGCAUUUUAACUGUGCAACUGGUCAAGUAACUUUCUUUUUUUAAUGUUGUAGUGAUGCUCUUCUUAUCUGGCAUCAUUGUUCUUCACUGUGAUACUGUGUUUGGGUGCGUCUGUGCAGUAAUCUAUUAUGCUUAGGAUUUAUAUGGCACGUUACAUCUUCAGAGCAUUGUAAAAUCUUUUAAGGAACCCUUACUGUAUUGCCUGAGGCAGGUAAGUGAGUGGAAUUGUCUCAGUUUUAUACCUGGUGAAAGUGCAACACAGGGAGUGCUAAAUGACUGGCCCAAGACCACAGGAAUCUGUGGUAGACCUGGGAGUAGAUCUCGGGAGUUCUGGCUUCUAGUCCUUUGCUUAGACUGAGCUGCCUUAAGAUUGUUCAGUGCUGUGUUACAUGAAUUUUUGAACUACUGUGCAGAUUUCUUUUUUUUUUUUUGUAAGAUAAAAAAAACUUUGUGCUUUGCUUUGUUCCAUGUUUCACUGCUUUUAUGGAAUUGUUUAUAUAAACUUCAGCAAAAAGUCUAGUUUACCUAUAUUGUACACAGAAGAAUUACCCUUAAAACUGUACUCUGGCCUACUUUUUCUAUUUUACAAUUAAAUAUCUUUUCCACAUA